Molecule: messenger RNA, 1962 nt
Organism: Malassezia restricta
Lineage: Eukaryota; Fungi; Basidiomycota; Malasseziomycetes; Malasseziales; Malasseziaceae
Product: kinesin-like protein 8
Exons: 1
Coding region: 1-1962 (653 amino acids)
Source: RefSeq, a predicted model, not a curated record
AUGCCGCCUGACGCGUCGGCGUCGUCGGUCGCGGCGCAGCGCGCGUCCGUGCAGUGGCGCACACGCACGCUGUUUCCCCUCGCCGUAGCGAUCCUGUCGCAUGCUGCGCUCGUGCGUGAGGCCCAUGUGCUCAGCAUGCGGCUGGGACUGCACGUCCGCUUCCAGCUCGCGGUGCAUCGGCCCCACGUGUGCCAUCGCUCGCAGCACGAUGGCCUGGACGACAUACGCGCUGAUGCGAGUGUGGCCGACGCGAGCCUGGCCAAGGCCGUGGUGCGGGUGGUGGAUAUGGACCGGUGCACGAUCCAGACAUGGCCGUGUGCCUUUCUCGCUCAUCAGGUCCGUGUGAUGCAGCGCAUGUGUGGCGCUAUGGCGUGGGGCGACAUGGACGUACGUGCGCAGGUGCUGGGUCCGACGCAGCCCGCGUUUGCGCCUGUCGCUCACGUCCUGAUCCCGCUCGUGCCGUGCGAGGACGUGCUGAUGCCCCUGUUGCCGUGGUAUGGUGGCGAGGCGGUCAUGGGGACGUGCCGGCUCCGUGUCGCAUGGACCGCGCAGCAGCGAGCCUGUCAGCUGAUGGUGCGCGAUGUGCGUGGCCUCUCGCGCCGCCUCGUGUCGCAGGUGCACUGGCAGGUGCGCAUCGGAUCGGACACGUACGCCACGCAGCCCGUCGACGUCGGUGCGGACGCGGUAUGCCACCACACCUUUCGACGCUCGGCAUGGCCCGACGCCGUGCUGGCCACGCUCUUUGGGCGCCCCACCCGCACGCUCCUCACGGAAAUCGAGGCGCACGAUCAGGCACAGGAACAGGCGGCUACGCGCGGCACAUCUACGUACGCUGCUCACGACGUGGCGCAGGUCGUCGGGGCGCCCCUGCGUAUGCGCCGUCCGGAGCGGGACCGGCAGUGGGAGCAGUGGUGCAGCACGCUCGUGACGGUGCACAUGCAAGGCGCAGCGGUCCAGUCGGGCGCGUUCGUCGCGCGUCCUGCGCCAGCGCACCUCCUCGGUGUGGCUCUGGCGCAGGAAGCCGCGGCGGUCGCAUGGACCCACGUCGAGGGCCUCGCGAUGGGCGACGUGUCGCUGCGCGACACGCACGACGUUGUGCGCGCAUCGGACGCGCGGUUCCUGCCGCUUCAGCGUGUGGCGGAGCAUCCAGGCACGGCGCUGCGUGUGCAUGCCGUUUGGCCGCCUGCCAUGCACGAUGUGCCGCCGCCUCACGCCCACGAUACGAUGCAUGCCACGCUGCGUCUCCAUGUCGCGUGUGCGCACGAGGACCGACCCCACCUUACGUACGACGUGCGCCUGGCAUGGCGCUGGCGGCGUGCGCACGCGCCCGAGCCGCCCCGAUGGGACUGCCACAGCGACCCGGGCGAGCACGUCGUCCAGCGCCUCUACCGCGUUCGAUGGGCGCCUCACACGCCAGGCGCCGCCGACCUGUGGCGCGCCGAUACGCGCAAUGUCCAAGUGCCUGGGAGCGAUCUCCUCGGCUCAUGGCACGUGCGUGGCCUGUCGCUCGUUCGCGACUACUACGCCGAGCUCGUGUGGCAGCGCCGCGUGCGGCACGGCAUGCCGACCGUGCCGGCCUGGACACCGCCCGCGCUCCGUGCGGACGACGCGUUUCGCGACCUGCGCACGCUCUGGGCGGGCCUGCACGCGGCGCAGCCGCGGCGCUAUACGGGCCAUGCAACGUGCGUCGAUGCGCUGGUGUGCACCCACCGUGGAUGGCUCACGUGGGGCCAGCGCGUAUGGUGCGAGCUGUGUGGCGCGUUCCUCGUGAUGCGCCGUGCGCCGCGCGAACGCAUCACGCAUGCCAUCCUGCUUCACCGCGCGCACGUCGCCCUCCUCUCCCCCGACGCGCCCACCCUCGCUUUGUACACCUCGAGCGCGUCGUACGCGCUGGCCGCCGAUUCCUGGGCGAGCGCCCACGCCUGGCAGCACGCCUUGGCCCCUGCGUCGCAUAUCACGUGA